This is a messenger RNA of Apodemus sylvaticus (European woodmouse), 5278 nucleotides long. RefSeq names its product cysteinyl leukotriene receptor 1 (gene Cysltr1). The transcript has 3 exons. Gene Ontology annotation, biological process: G protein-coupled receptor signaling pathway. Gene Ontology annotation, cellular component: plasma membrane. Lineage: Eukaryota; Metazoa; Chordata; Mammalia; Rodentia; Muridae. The coding region runs from base 594 to 1613 and encodes 339 amino acids. Gene Ontology annotation, molecular function: leukotriene receptor activity. The record is from RefSeq and is a predicted model, not a curated record.
ACUAAGCUGAACAGCAGACACUCCUCCUCACUUCCCACCUCCGAGCAGCUGCAUGACUUCCUGGGGAUUCUAUUGCAAUAGCCAGAGAUAAACAUUUAUGCAUAUAACCUACAAGUCUCCAGUUUCUAUUCUUCUUCCCUCUCUGUUCUUUCCCUUCCCCCACUUUGAACCAGGGAAGCUAAACAGUAGAACUCUGGCGGAGUUGAAGCAGCUUGAGAAGUACUAAGAAAGAGGAAGAAGAAUCGGGCUAUAUUGGCUAGCAAAUGUGCCAUGGCCUGACCUGUCUCCUCUGGAAAAGAAACUUUCCUAAAGAGCAGGAGCCCUGUGAAUGGAGUGAACUAUCCAGAGUAUCCAGAUUCCUUCUGCACCUUACCAUCCAGGGUUAGCUCACCAGGGGACUAGCAGGCUGGAAUUUCUGAAGAUUUGGAUCUUGCUUCAGGGAGCAAAAGGACCUUAAACUGUGAAGUUUGGAAUCAGCAGUUUGAGCCUACUCUGACACUACAACUUAAGAACAGUGGGCACAAUAAGAAGGAAAGUUUGUGAAAGGUGCUGUGGUGCCUGAAAGAGGCACCAAGAAGACAUUCCUGGAGAACAUGGAUGGAGCUGAAAAUCUGACGGCAUCUGUCAGUAAUAACACGUGUCAUGACACAAUUGAUGAAUUCCGAAAUCAAGUGUACUCCACUAUGUACUCUAUGAUCUCUGUUGUGGGUUUCUUUGGCAAUAGUUUUGUGCUCUAUGUCCUCAUAAAAACAUACCAUGAGAAAUCAGCCUUCCAAGUAUACAUGAUUAAUCUAGCCAUAGCAGAUCUACUCUGUGUCUGUACAUUGCCUCUCCGUGUGGUCUAUUAUGUUCACAAAGGCAAAUGGCUCUUUGGUGACUUUUUGUGCCGCCUCACCACCUAUGCCUUGUAUGUUAACCUCUACUGUAGCAUCUUCUUUAUGACAGCCAUGAGCUUUUUCCGGUGUGUUGCAAUUGUCUUUCCAGUCCAGAACAUUAAUUUGGUUACACAGAAAAAAGCCAGGUUCGUGUGUAUUGGAAUCUGGAUUUUUGUGAUUUUGACAAGUUCUCCCUUUUUAAUGUACAAAUCUUACAAAGAUGAGAAAAACAAUACUAAAUGCUUUGAGCCUCCACAGGACAAUCAAACUAAGAAAUAUGUUUUGGUCUUGCAUUAUGUGUCAUUAUUCUUUGGUUUCAUCAUCCCUUUUGUCAUCAUAAUUGUCUGUUACACAAUGAUCAUUCUGACCUUACUAAAAAAUACAAUGAAGAAAAACCUGCCAAGUCGUAGGAAGGCUAUAGGGAUGAUCAUAGUUGUGACAGCUGCCUUUUUAGUCAGCUUCAUGCCAUAUCAUAUUCAACGAACUAUCCACCUUCACUUUUUACACAGUGAAACUAGACCCUGUGAUUCUGUCCUUAGGAUGCAGAAGUCAGUGGUCAUAACCUUAUCUCUAGCUGCAUCAAAUUGUUGCUUUGAUCCUCUGCUAUAUUUCUUUUCAGGUGGAAACUUUAGGAGAAGGCUGUCUACAUUUAGAAAGCAUUCUUUGUCCAGUAUGACUUACAUACCCAAGAAGAAAGCUUCCUUGCCAGAGAAAGGAGAAGAAAUAUGUAAAGAAUAAUUCAAACCCAUCUCCCGUGCAGAACAAUGAAAAAGAAAUUCCCUAACAAGUAUUUUUCUAAAUCACAAGUUAAAAAAAAGCUUCACAUUAAUAGUUUACAAAUAACAUAUCUAUCUAUCUCAUUUAUAAAUACUAUUAUUUUAUAUGUUAAGUGUUCAAAAUUCAGUUUAUAACUGUGAACUAACCAGAAAGUGGAGAAUGUUUGUGAUUCUGAACUAUAAAACUGAGUAUGAAAUCAAAAAUAUAAAAAGGGUUACAAAAGCUACGUACUAGACUUUUGAGUUCAGCUUUUAAAUAUAGCGUUAAAAUUAGCAAAUAGUCAUCAGUCACCCUAACAAAUCCCUUUGCAUGCAUGCCAUCAGAUGCGACCUGGAGAUGACCCAGGACCUACAGAAAUGUACGGUCAGCCGUUUCCUUUGUAGUACUGACUAGCUAGGUAAAGUCUUCCAGAAGAGAAUGUUCAAGUACUAGAACAGACCAAUAUUCAGCCAAAUAGCUCCACAGGCUGCAUGAAAUUUACAAUCUGGAAAAUAAGGAAGAUAAAUCUGAUCAAAGGCCAGUUUGUCUCUAUUCUCUUCUGCCCUUGACCCAAGCCCCUGCAAAAGAAUGGUGUUCUUCUUGCUCACUGUGGUCCAAUCCCAAUUCUACAUAUAACUCUUCCUAAUGAGUAAGACAGCUAGCAUUUCCAUAUACGACCAGAAGCAGUCAAAAUUCAUCAGAAGUAAAGAAAAUAGGUAUGAGGUUUGUUCCUUUCUAUAUAAGGUUUGUUGGAAUCAAAAUUUACUAUGUCAGAUACCAGAAGAAAAUUUGAAUAUCCAUGUCAUUAAUUCUUUAAAAACUAUAUGCAUUUAUGUAUAUGUAUAUAAAUAUAUGUAAUCUAUCCUGUUCUAUGAUGUGCAUUUAUUGUUAGUUAAUUAUGAGAGUUACUGUUUUAUACUUCUUGCUUUUUUAUUAGCAUGCUGAAAGUAAUAUUUGUUUACAGUGAUUUUUAUAUUAUCGCAGAAGCUUUGUUCUUAAAACAAACCAUGGGAAACAGCUUGAUUGUGACUAAAAUAUGAUAGUCAUUGGCAAAGUUUUGUUGAAGGCCACUUUGUUCCUAACUCUAAGUUUCAAAAGUCACAUUAACAAAGAAGAAAUAAAUGAUAAUAAAGAUGGAAAAAGGAAAAAACAUGAAUGGAGUUCUGUCUGCAUCAGCCAUGUGAAAACUUUUCCUAUUUCACUCCUGCUGGACCCCUUGGAAAAAUUUUUUAAAGCACAAUGAAGAGAGGACUCUGAGGAUCAAAAAUAACUGAAACUCACUGAUUUCUGUUGAACAUGCCUGAAAAUUGGCAGUGCCUAUAUUCUCUCAUUUCCUCUUGCUUGAGACAAAUGUCAAACAUAUUUGUCAGGGGGCAUCAGGUCUCAUUUUCUGCCCUUAUGCUUUGUGGUGGAAGAGCAUGGCACUGGAAGCCAAGAACCUGGUCUCUUUUAACCUGGUCUCUUAAAUUUAACAAAGUUAACAUACCUUUGAGAGAAUCUCAUAAGCCUAAAACCUUAACUUUAACAUUCUUAGUUAUCUGGGAAAUACAAAUCUAAACAACCUUGAGAUUCCACAUCGCACCAAUCAGAAUGGCUAAUAUCAAAAACUCAGGUGACAGUAGAUGCUGUUGAGGAUGUGGAUUAAGAGGAAUACUCUUCCAUUGCUAGUGGGAUUGCAAGCUGGUACAACCACGCUGGAAAUCAGUUUGGUAGAAAACUGAACAUAGUACUACCUGAGGACCCAGCUGUACCACUCCUGGGCAUAUAUCCAAAAGAUGCUCCAACAUGUAAUAAGGACACAUGCUCCACUAUGUUCAUAGCAGCCUUAUUUAUAAUAGACAGAAGCUGGAAAGAACCCAGAUGUCCCUCAACAGAGGAAUGGAUACAGAAAAUGUGGUACAUUUACACAAUGGAUAAAAUAAUGAAUUCAUGAAAUUUAUAGGCAAAUGGAUGGAACUAGAAAAUAUCAUCCUGAGGGAAGUGACCCAAUCACAAAAGAACACACAUGGUAUGCACUCACUGAUAAGUGGAUAUUAUCCCAGAAGCUCAUGAUACCCAACAUACAAUUCACAGACCACAAGAAGCUCAAGAAGAAGGAAGACCAAAGUGUGAAUACUUUGGUCCUUCUUAGAAGGAAGGAAAUACAGAGACAAAGUAUGGAGCAGAGAUUGAAGGAAUGGCCAUCCAGAGACUGCCCCACCUGGGGAUCAUUCCCAUAUACAGUUACCAAACCCAGACACUAUUGUGGAUGCCAAGAAGUGCUAGCUGGCAGGAGCCUGAUAUAGCUGUCUCCUGAGAGGCCCUACCAAUACCUGACAAAGGGGACACUCUCAACCAACCAUCGGACUGAGCACAGAGUCCCCAAUGGAGAAGCUAGAGAAUGGACCCAAGGAGCAAAGGGUUUGCGGCCCCAUGGGAGGAACAACAAUAUGAAUCAAACAGUACCCUGAGAGCUCCUAGUGACUUAAUCACCAACCAAAGAGUAUGCAUGGAGGGACCCAUGGGUCCAGCCGCAUGUGUAGCAGAGGAUGGCCUUGUUGGACAUCAAUGAGAGGAGAGGCCCUUGGUCCUGUGAAGGCUCACUGCACCAGUAUAGGGGAAUGCCAGGUCAGGGAAUCAGGAGUGGGCGGAUUAGUGAGCAGGGGAAGGGGGAUGGGAUAGAGGUUUUUCAGAGAGGAAAUGAGGAAAGGGGAUAACAUUUGAAAUGUAAAUAAAGAAGAUAUCUAAUAAAAAAGAUGAAAAUGAUACUUGUUCUGCUUUCUUACGGACAUUUGCAAGAUUCAAAUGUAGUUAGAUAUGCUAAAAUUAUAUCCUAAAAAUGUAUAGUAAGGUGCCAUUAUAAAGUAUUUAUGGGAGAGUAGUUAAAUAUGCUAAUUCAUAUUUAUUGUAUCCAUUUUUAAUUUUGAAAGAAUUUGAACAAAACAUUGCCACAGUUCAAUUUUAGUACACAUAAUCACAUUGCUCAUUUAUUCCUUCAUCCAAGCUUUGGUCUGUAUUUGCUGUUCCACUCACAUAUGUACCCACAUGUACCAUAUAGAUAUGGCAUAAAACUUCAGUCACUUACAAACUCACAAUGAAUGUAUUGUUCCUUCUUGAAUUAUAUAUCUUUAUAGCCUAACCAUACAACUUACUACUUUUUCCAGUUUCUCCAUGUGUAUUAGUAUUUUCUCCUAAAGGGAAGUGUUCUGUGUAGAAUUAUCAAUUCCUUAAGGUUACAAAUUACAUAUCUACAUGACGGUAUCUAACAUUUAAUUAUAUAUGUAUAUAUAAUUUUAAUUUUAAAAGCUUUUUAAAUGUUUUACCUGUGUCAAUUCAUAAAUACAGAGUACAGAGUAUUCAUAAAUACAGCUCUACCGAGUACGGUACUGUGACUACCCUCAUUUUGCCAGCAAGUUUCAGAAGCAAGAUUGAACUCCUGACAUUCUGUUGCCAGAAUAUACAUUCUUAAUUUACUAGCUAUCUGUGUUGUCCUUUUCAAGUACAAAGUUUCAGGUAUACAUGAUGAAUAGGUCCUAGAGGUUUACUAUACAAAAUUAUGCCUUCCAUUAUCACUGUGCCUUUAUUUUUUAAUAUGUUAUGCUCUUACCACAAGCAGAUGAGACACUUGAUUGACAAAUGAGGGAGAGAGAGAGACAGAGAGAGAGACA